Molecule: messenger RNA, 6129 nt
Organism: Hyla sarda
Lineage: Eukaryota; Metazoa; Chordata; Amphibia; Anura; Hylidae
Gene: MECOM
Product: MDS1 and EVI1 complex locus
Exons: 17
Coding region: 1048-4794 (1248 amino acids)
Cellular component (GO): nucleus
Molecular function (GO): protein binding
Source: RefSeq, a predicted model, not a curated record
UUGACUACAUGCCCCGUGUAUUAGUCCUAGUUGUUCGAUAAAACAAUCAAUACUGUAUAUUAUGAGGUGUAUAUCCCUGAUACAGCUCAUAGCAAGACUGUGUAAUGUAUAUAUGUAGGAGGCCAAGUGCAGUACUAUACAACAAGCCAUAUACCUUAUACUACAAGACUGUGUAAUGUAUAUAUGUAGGAGGCCAAGUGCAGUAGUAUACAACAAGCCAUAUACCUUAUACUACAAGACUGUGUAAUGUAUAUAUGUAGGAGGCCAAGUGCAGUAGUAUACAACAAGCCAUAUACCUUAUACUACAAGACUGUGUAAUGUAUAUAUGUAGGAGGCCAAGUGCAGUAGUAUACAACAAGCCAUAUACCUUAUACUACAGACUUGUAGAUAUAUAGCUCAAAACCCGGAAUACUCCCUUUAUACCACAGGUGACUACAAGGGAUCCCAACAGGUGAUAAUGUAUAAAAGUGUCCCCAAUCCUGUACAUAUAAACCCCUGACUCUGGUUCUUUGAUAUUCUUAGUAUAAAGCAAGUGCUUCCCAACCAGGGGGCCUCCAGCUGUUGCAAAAACUACAACUCCCAGCAUGCCUGGACUGUCCAGGCAUGCUGGGAGUUGUAGUUUUGCAACAGCUGGAGGCACCCCGGUUGGGCAACACUGGUAUAAGCGCACGGUGUGAAUGUGGAUGGCGGCAGGUGAAGGGUUAAAAGAUGUAAAGGCUGGUGUGAUGGGAUGCUGAGCCUCCGUUCUGGGAGCUGGGGGAGGCUACUCUAGUAGCCGGGGUCUCUGGGAAGCCUUCAUACACACACUCAGCUCCAUGUGACAAGAUCUCAAAUCAAAAUGAUAAAUCGCAGCAAACUUUUUUGGCAGAGGGUUGAGGUGAAGAGCGCAUGCGCGAAGGUGUCUAAACUGACAAUGCUGGGGAGAUAGCGAGUCCGGAAUGAGAAGGGGAUUGGGAGAGUGAAAGAGGGAACAGACAGAGAGAAAAAAAAAAUAAGGAAAAGAUCCAAGGGAAAUCUCCAGCAGAUCCUCCUCGCAGAGCUGUCACCAUGAGGUCCAAGGGCCGGGCAAGGAAGCUGACCACAAGUGACAAUAUUUCUACUGAAAUAGAUGGAGUGGUAAAUGGAGAGUUGUCACAUUUUGAUGAUGGGACUGGCACUACGUCAGGAUCAAAUUUUCCAGAUCUCUCUUCACCAGCCUCUUCUAGUGAUGAAUUUACGCCUAAGGAAGGAUCACCAUACAGGGCGCCCAUUUAUAUACCAGAUGACAUUCCAAUACCUCCUGAAUUUGAACUUCGAGAAUCUAGUAUUCCAGGUGCAGGAUUGGGAAUAUGGACAAAAGAAAAAAUAUCAGCAGGAGAAAAAUUUGGACCAUAUGAAGGAGAACAUUGUAUGCAUCUCGAAAACUUACUGUCUGGUUGGGAGAUCUUGGAUGAAGAUUGUAAUGUGAAAUUCUGCAUCAACGCCAGUCAACCAGAUGUAGGCAACUGGCUGAAAUUUAUCAGAUUUGCUGGAUAUUACUAUCAGCACAAUUUGGUGCCCUAUCAGCUAAAUGACCAGAUAUUCUACAGAGUUGUAGCUGACAUUGAGCCAGGCGAAGAGCUCUUAUUGUUCAUGAAGAGUGAAGAUUAUACUCAUGUAACAAUGGCUCCUGACAUCCAUGAGGACUGUCAGUAUCGCUGUGAGGAGUGUGACCAGCUGUUUAAUACCAAUGCCGAACUCGACGAUCACCAGAAGUUUCCCUGCGGCACACCCCACUCCGCCUUUUCAAUGGUUGAGAGCAACUUUAAUCAAAAUCUCGAUGAUGAUGAUGACAAUGACCUCAUUGAGAUGCAACACUCUCAUGAGUGUAAAGAAUGUGAUCAGGUGUUCCCAGACAUACAGAGCCUGGACAAGCACUUACAAUCUCACACAGAAGAGCGCGAAUAUAAAUGUGAUCAGUGCCCUAAAGCCUUUAACUGGAAGUCCAACUUAAUCCGCCAUCAGAUGUCACAUGAUACUGGAAAGCACUAUGAGUGUGAGAAUUGCUCCAAGCAGGUUUUCACGGAUCCUAGCAACCUCCAAAGGCACAUUCGCUCCCAGCAUGUAGGAGCUCGAGCCCAUGCUUGUUCUGAGUGUGGCAAAACAUUUGCAACCUCAUCAGGUCUUAAGCAACACAAGCACAUUCACAGCAGCGUCAAGCCCUUUGUAUGUGAAGUCUGCCAUAAGUCUUAUACUCAGUUUUCAAACCUCUGUCGACACAAGCGCAUGCAUGCAGACUGCAGGACUCAGAUCAAAUGCAAAGACUGUGGACAAAUGUUCAGCACUACAUCAUCACUUAAUAAGCACAGGAGAUUUUGUGAGGGGAAGAAUCACUUUGCUGCUAGUGGAUUAUUUGGUCAAGGACUUUCACUUCCGGGGACUCCCUCCUUGGACAAAGCUUCAAUGAUCAACAUGAAUCAUGCGGGCACAGGACUUGCAGACUACUUUGGUGCUAGCCGGCAUGCUGCUGGUCUUACUUUUCCCACAGCACCUGGAUUCUCUUUUAGUUUUCCAGGUCUGUUUCCCUCAAGCCUAUAUAGACCUCCAUUAAUGCCUGCCAGUUCUCCUGUGAAAGGACUUCCAAGUAUAGAACAGGCAAAUAAGAGUCCCCAUUUGAACCGGCCACAGAUCUUACCAGCAACACAGGAUAUUUUGAAAGCACUGAAUAAGCACCCACAUCUGGGUGAAAAUAAAUCCAUGGAUUUUAUAGGAGAAAAUAUAUCUGACCAAAGGCCUCAUGACAAAAUGAGUGACCAGUCAGAGAGCAGUGACCUUGACGAUGUCAGCACUCCAAGCGGUAGUGACUUAGAGACAACGUCUGGCUCUGAUCUUGAAAGUGACAUUGAGAGUGAUAAAGAAAAAAUGAAGGAAAAUGGCAAAAUAUAUAAAGAGAAAGGAAGCCCUUUGCAAAAUCUUGCAGCCUUGAACAGUAAACGUGAAUUUAACAGUCACUCGGUUUUCUCGCCCUGCUUGGAGGAACAGACUGCUGUUUCAGGGGCUGUUAAUGAUUCCAUAAAGGCAAUUGCCUCCAUUGCUGAAAAGUACUUUGGUUCAACUGGACUUGUAGGUCUGCCAGACAAAAAAGGAGGAUCUUUACCCUACCCAUCUAUGUUCCCUCUUCCCUUUUUUCCUGCAUUUUCUCAAUCAAUGUAUCCAUUUCCUGAUAGAGACGUAAGACCUGCUCUUCCAAAAGUUGAACCAGAGUCCCCAAAAGAAAUAAAGAAGGCUCCAAAGGGUACUUUAGAGUCUCCUUUUGAUCUUACUACAAAACGGAAGGAAGAAAAAGUUGUAUCAAAUGUGCCCUCAAAGCCACUGGCUCCAGGGUCUUCUGGUGGGGAUCAGCCUUUGGACUUGAGUAUGGGAAGCAGAAGUCGAGCUGCACCAACAAAACAGGCUGAGCAGCCAAGAAAGAACCAUAUAUUUGGAGACAAAAAAGAUGGUGAAGCAGAACCAACAAAAACAUCUGAACACUGUUUGCAGCAUCCCAGACCGGCACCUUUCUUUAUGGAUCCCAUCUACAGAAUGACUGAUGAUAACCUGAAUAUCGACAAUUGCAGGGUAGAAAAGAGAAAACUAAUGGAUCCACUAGAGGUUCUAAAAGAAAAAUAUUUAAGACCUUCUCCUGGAUUCUUAUUUCAUCCACAGUUCCCGCUGCCUGAUCAGAGAACCUGGAUGUCAGCAAUAGAAAAUAUGGCUGAAAAGUUGGAAAGCUUCAAUGCUCUUAAACCAGAAUCCAGUGAGCUGUUGCAGUCCGUUCCUUCCAUGUUCAAUUUUCGAACCUCAUCAGCCGCCCUUCCUGAAAAUAUUCUUCGAAAAGGCAAAGAACGAUAUACUUGCAGGUACUGUGGAAAAAUCUUCCCCAGAUCUGCAAACUUAACUCGCCAUCUGCGGACCCACACCGGAGAGCAGCCUUAUCGAUGCAAAUACUGCGACCGAUCCUUCAGUAUCUCUUCGAAUCUCCAGAGACAUGUCCGCAACAUUCACAACAAAGAAAAACCAUUCAAAUGUCAUCUUUGUGAUAGAUGUUUUGGUCAGCAAACCAACCUGGAUAGACAUUUAAAGAAACAUGAGAAUGGGAACAUAUCUGGUACAGCUGCAUCCUCCCCUCACUCAGAAUCUGAAGGCACCGGUGCCAUUUUGGAUGAUAAAGAGGAUUCCUAUUUCACUGAAAUAAGAAAUUUUAUUGGGAAUAGUGGUCAUACCAAAAAUUCCCCCUUACACCCAGAAGAAAGGAUGAAUGGUGCUCAUGAUAAAAUAAUGCUGACGGGUCAGAAUUCUGAUAUCCUUGAUGAUGAUGAGAUUGAAGAUGAUGCUAUCUUGGAUGAAGAUGAUGAAGAAAGUGAUAUUGCAGGGAAAUCCAUGAAGGAACCCAACUCAAGCCUACUUGAAAAUUGCAAUGACAAUGAUUUUAAAGAAGCAAGUAAAGCAGAAUUAAACUGCAAGGUCUCACCCAGCAGAUAUGAGGAUGAAGAUUUCAAAACUGGCCUUUCUGCAUUGGAUCACAUAAGGCACUUCACAGACAGUCUUAAGAUGAGAAAAAUGGACGAGAGUCAAUACAAUGAUGAUGAUCUUUCUCCUUACACCUCUUCUCAUUUGACAGAAGACUUAAAACCGCCAAUAUAUAGGAAAUCCAAAUCACAGGCCUAUACAAUGAUGCUGUCUCUGUCUGACCAGGAACCAAUCCAUGCACCAGGCCACAAUUCCACCAGCAUGUGGCACAACAUGGCGAGAGCAGCUUCAGAAUCCACUGCUUUACACUCCAUUAGUCAUGUAUGACAGUUUGGUGGCACCUCCGUGGGACCAAGUCCGACACUUCGCAUGGCUCUUCCAUAUGUGACUGUUUAGGAAAAAAAAUAUAGAAAAGACUGAAGAGCAGGAUGCCUUAUUACCUGCAGGGUCAUCUCAAAUCUUGGUGACCUUAAAUGGAAUAAUUUAAGAAGAAAAAAAAAAGAAACUAUUUAUUCUCAUUAUUUUGUUUUGCACAGAAAAGGCAGCUGCUGGUUUCCUGAGCAAAAAAAUUAAUAAAAAAAAAAAAGACAGAAUAUGAAAACUUUGGACUUUGGGGGACAAUGAGUCUUCCAGCUCAUUCUGUGUUACCUUGACACAUAUACAAGCACUCAAAACUAAAAGAAAAAUAAACAAAAUCCUUUUUUAUACACACUGAUUUACUAAAAGUGUGGCAGAAAGAGUUGCUUCAUUAUAGAAUUUCUAUAACACAAGCUUCCUGUAUUUAAACACUUUGAAAACAGAAGUAGUUAUUUACAAAUGUACAUUAUCACUUAAUGUAGAAAAUAACAGGGAAUCAUUUUGUUCUUUCCUUAAUUGUGUCUUAAUUGUUUUUUUUGGGGGAAAAAGCAAUUAUGUGUAUAUUUGAAUUUUUCAAUGUUCAGUACUCAAAGAGAACUUAAGUCGACAAAGGUCCGUUCUAAUUGCCAAUACCACUAAUAUAUCUUACAGUUUAAUGUUUGCCAAAUCAACGUGUUGACAUUUUAAUUUUAGACAAUCAUGUCAGUGUUUUGACUUUUUUUUUUUUGCCUGUAUACUUGUAUUUAUUUCUUGUAUUUUUUAUUGUUGGCUCCAGAUAGCACUGUUACAUUUCUUUCGUUGUCAAAGGCACUCACACAUUUUGAUUUUGUCUGGAUACAGAUUUAUGUGUGUGGGCAGAUUUUUGUGUUUCAAAUUUUCUAACACAUUAUUUCUUUAAGGUGAAAAUAGAUGCAAUUUUUAGUUUGUUUUUUUUCUUUUCUUUUGUAAUUCAAUUUUGUUCACUUGUACAAAUUGUUUUAAUUUCUUUCAUGAGCUCAUGAUUCUUCUGAUUAAAAUUGUAUUCGUUAUUUUAUGCUGUUUGUCUGUAAGCUUGUGUGUUGUUUUGUUCUUGUUAAUCCUGUUUGUAAAAUGAAGUGUUCCAAUCCUGUUUUAAAAAAGAAAGUGUGAUUUCUUUUUCCAUUUUUUGAGGGACCUAAUUUUUUUUUUCACAUAUUUUUUUUUUUAUAAUCUCAUUUUGAAUAUUUGAGGUACUUUUCUUUGAUUGUUUUGUAUAAUUGUAAUUGUUACACAUUCAAUACAUUAUUUUGGGAGGAGUAAAUACAUGAAAAUAAAGAACUACAAUGU